UCUCUCUCUCUCUGAGAGUGAGCUCCACUCUAAAGAAAUAGAGUUAUUUGACUACUAUAAGUUGCUAUGCCUGGCUUGCUCGAGCAGUCGCUUUGGCCAUUUUUUGAACGAGAUUCUAGUUGAUUUGUGUCGUUUCUGGCUCUGUGUGGUUGAUCCUAUAGUUAUAUUAGAAGAUUUAUAAUUGAUAAAAAUGGCUGAUACGUUAUUUAAAGCUCCAAGAACAAGGAAAUCUCCGCGACAAGAUGACUAUGAGCCUCCUCCAUCAUCACAUUCAGGGAAAAGACCUAGAACUUCAGAAGAUUUCCUCCUUUUCUGCAAGUUCAUUUUAGAGCAUGAAAACUAUGAAAUGCUAAAACAUGAGGAAUUGAGAUCUAAAGCAAGUAGCCCAAUUGGGAGCACUGGUUCUGAAAGCACCAAGUCAGAAACUCCCUCAUCCAACAGUGGUGAAGAGAGAAAAGUGUCUUCAGACAGUGACUCUGAUGAUGGUGACAUUGACGAUGGUUACAAUACUGUGACGUGUUACUGUGGUAAACCCUUUGCUGGCCGGCCAAUGAUUGAAUGCAGUCACUGCUUGACAUGGAUUCACCUCUCUUGUGCCAGGAUCCGAAGGACCAAUAUCCCUGAUGAAUUCAUCUGCGCCAAGUGCCGAGAGAAGGGAGUCACCCAAUUGACUAAUCAGUCCUAACCCUUUCUUUCAAUUUUGAUAGUGUAUCUUUCAAGUCUUACUCUCCAUGGGAAAUUGGUUGUUCCCAGACAUUUGCCCUCCUCCCUUUUCGGUAAAGUAAAGUCCCAAACUUCUUGAAUUGUUUGUGCAAUUCUCCACCUGAGCAUUUGGCGAAUUUCACAUUCACUUCAGCUAUUCAUAUAGAAAAACGGAUAUAUUCAUUGUUUCCCAUACAUGUAAAACAUUUUGAUGAUUGAUCGUUUUGAAUUACCCCUUUAUUAAAAAAAAAAACAAAAACAAAUCAAAUGAAAUGAGUGUGAAAUUCAUCCCAGCGUGCCCGCACAAGACAAGAACCCAUUGUCCAAUUCUCUUUAAAAAAGACUGUUUUAUGGUUCCGGUUUUUCUUAACUUCCACAGCUAUUUUGGCGAGAUGGCAUUGGGUUCUUAUCUUCAACUUUCUUGUUUGGUUCUCAUGCCCCCGCCCCCAGCCGCAUAACUAAAUUUGACUAAAUGGCGCUGUCCAUAUUGUACAAAGUUCCACCCCGUCAUCUCAUGUACGUUUUCCACUGAAGUGGUAUAACCUUUUGUUUUUGAAGUUUUUUUUUUUUUUUUCAACAAAUAUUGGUGGAAAAGAAACUAGCCUUUUUUUUCGUUGA
Daphnia magna is the source of this 1320-nucleotide messenger RNA. Its product is annotated as PHD finger protein 23. The transcript has 5 exons. The record is from RefSeq and is a predicted model, not a curated record. Lineage: Eukaryota; Metazoa; Arthropoda; Branchiopoda; Diplostraca; Daphniidae. Gene Ontology annotation, biological process: negative regulation of autophagosome maturation; positive regulation of protein ubiquitination; negative regulation of autophagosome assembly. Bases 191 to 685 code for a protein of 164 amino acids.